Thunnus maccoyii (southern bluefin tuna) is the source of this 1847-nucleotide messenger RNA. It is a transcript of the gene acadsb, whose product is annotated as acyl-CoA dehydrogenase short/branched chain. The record is from RefSeq and is a predicted model, not a curated record. Gene Ontology annotation, cellular component: mitochondrion. Gene Ontology annotation, molecular function: acyl-CoA dehydrogenase activity; flavin adenine dinucleotide binding. Bases 73 to 1371 code for a protein of 432 amino acids. NCBI's taxonomy places the organism in Eukaryota, Metazoa, Chordata, Actinopteri, Scombriformes, Scombridae. The transcript is spliced from 11 exons.
CGUACACGGUGUACCUGAAGGCAACGUCACCCCUCAGCUGAAUGCACGCAUGUAAACAUUUUGUAACAAAUCAUGGCUUCUCCGUUGUUUAGGACUUUCUCAAAGUCUUGCAGACAGAUCUCUCGACAAUGGGGUGCAUGCCAGGCUGGAUGGAGGAGCAGGUCCACCAAAUCUGCCCCACAUGUGUCCUCAGAGCAGGCGGCUGGGGUGGUCGCCUUCCCUCCCCUGCAGACAUAUUCAGAGGAGGAGAGCAUGAUGAGGGAAGCAGUUAAAAAGUAUGCACAAGAGCGCAUUGCCCCAUUUGUGUCAAAGAUGGAUGAAAAUUCUGUCAUGGACGAGGAAGUGAUAAAAUCUCUCUUUGAACAGGGUCUCAUGGGAAUUGAGAUUGACCCAGAAUACGGUGGCACUGGCUCUACAUUCUUCUCCUCCAUUCUGGUCAUUGAGGAACUGGCGAAGGUGGACCCCUCUGUGGCUGUGCUCUGCGACAUCCAGAACACACUGAUCAACACACUGGUUUCCAAUCUGGGUACGCCAGAUCAGAAAGAGCAGUACCUCACCCGACUGUCAACUGACAUGAUUGGUAGCUUUUGCCUUUCUGAGGCAGCGUCAGGGAGUGACGCCUUUGCUCUGAAGACACGUGCUGAAAAACACAAGGACUAUUAUGUCAUCAAUGGAGCCAAGUUGUGGAUCAGUAAUGCAGAGCAUGCAGGUGUAUUCCUGGUGAUGGCCAAUGUAGACCCCUCCGCUGGAUACAGAGGCAUCACCUGCUUCAUUGUAGACCGGGACACGGAGGGACUUGAGAUUUGCAAGAAGGAGAACAAGCUCGGUCUGCGCGCUUCCUCCACCUGCCCGCUCAACUUUGACAAUGUCAAGGUACCAGAGCAGAACAUUUUGGGACACAUCGGUCAUGGGUAUAAGUAUGCCAUCGGAAUGUUGAACGAAGGCAGGAUUGGAAUCGCUGCUCAGAUGGUGGGGCUGGCACAGGGUUGCUUUGACCAGACUAUUCCUUACACAAAACAGAGGGUGCAAUUUGGAAAACGUAUCUUUGACUUCCAGGGCAUGCAGCACCAAAUAGCCCACGUAGCAACACAGAUUGAAGCUGCUCGGCUGCUGACGUACAACGCUGCUCGUCUGAAGGAAGCUGGCAGACCUUUCAUUAAGGAGGCCUGCAUGGCUAAAUACUUCGCUGCAGAGGUUGCAACCUUAACCACAUCUAAAUGCAUCGAAUGGAUGGGUGGAGUGGGCUUCACCAAAGACUACCCCAUAGAGAAAUACUACAGAGACUGUAAAAUUGGCACCAUUUAUGAGGGCACGACAAAUAUCCAGCUCACUACUAUGGCCAAGUUCAUUGAUAAGGAAUAUGACAGCUGAAAGCCAUGUGACUGGAGCCUGAUAGAUUGCACAACGCUAUAUUACACUCCGUAUUUUCUUUUUUGUCAAAUGACUUUGGUUGGAUUAAUGUAGCAGCAAUGCAUUACUGUAGACCUGCUGUUAUGUUUUUAGAGGUUUGUUGCAGAUGUUUGCCCUGAAUAUUACCAACUUGUACUCUUGUAAACUACAGUGCUUCAUUAUGUUGCUCCUUCUCAUUUCUGAUGUUACUGAUGUGGUUAUACUUGUUCAGCUUUAGGGUUAAGGUUGAUCUGGUUUAACGAUGCUUUUUACUUUCCAUUUGCUUUCUAAGAGACUUUUCCAAAAAUCCAGGAUUCAGAUGGUCAAAUGUAGAUUUACACUACUUCCUUCAUGUUCAUACAUGUCUUCUCCGCCUGCUUAUCAAUAAUGUACAAAUAACAUAUCUUAGCAUUUGUGCUUUGAUACAUCAUUUCAAUAUUAAAGUGUUACUUUCAGUA